GACCUUUAAGAUCCAGUAUAGCAAAGCGGACGGACAAGUGAAGUGAUCUCGUCAUUCGGCAAAUUACGUUUUUAGCAUCUAGUCGUCACAAGUUUUUAGUGAUGCUCAAUUUUUUAUAGUGCUUAAUAGAUUAUUUUGUUAUAGUUGAACCAAAAGUGACAAAGAAACUGUUGAAAUGAAGGGAUUAACUCUGUUUUUUAGUUUAGCAGUUCUGUGGAGGAGCGCAUUUUCAGAGUCGUGCAUAACUCCACUGAAGAGACAAAGCGAUUGCGUUUCGAUCUACGACUGCCCCCAGCUUCUCACGCCUUUCGAGCAGAGGCCUCUACCGAAUCACGUGAUCAACUUCCUCAGACAGUCGCAGUGUGGCUUCGAAGGAUACAUACCAAGAGUGUGCUGUGGCCCCAUACCGCCUGCACCGGGUGGACAAACACCAACAAAACCUCCUGGAGGUACAUCACUGCCCAGACCUAUUGAAGGAGAAGAUCCUGUAUAUGAAGAAGAUUCUUACCCAGAAUCUCGAGACAAGUGUGGCUUGGAAACCGGCGCCGACCGUAUCUACGGCGGUCAGUUUACGGAGCUCGAUGAGUUCCCAUGGAUGGCUCUAUUGGGAUACCGACCACGCAAUAAUGGACCAUUGACGUACCAAUGCGGUGGAGUGCUGAUCAAUCAUCGUUACAUCCUCUCGGCUGCCCACUGCGUUGUCGGAGAAAUUGAAAAAGCUGUCGGAAAACUAACAUCAGCUCGUUUGGGAGAAUACGAUACACAGACAGACAUAGAUUGCGCAGAGCCCAACGACUGCGCUGAUCCCCCGCAAGAAAUCUUGGUGCAUUCCUCGUAUCCCAACCCUGGAUUCUCUGAUAGAAACAAGAACAGACAGGACGAUAUUGCAGUGAUAAGACUCGCUAGAAGGGCUGCUUACACAACUUAUGUUCAACCAAUCUGCCUAAUAGACAACAGGAUCCGACUGAGUGCCGGCGAUGACGUAUUUGUAGCUGGCUGGGGAAAAACCCUGGAAGGAAAGAGCAGUCCAAUCAAGCUCAAGCUCAAUGUGCCAAUCUUCACGAAAUCUGAAUGUGUGUCAAAGUACAGAACUCUCGGAGCAGAUUUGACGGACAACCAGCUGUGCGCUGGUGGAGUGUUCGCCCAGGAUGCUUGUAGAGGAGAUUCAGGGGGUCCGCUGAUGAGGAAGACUCCUUCAGGAACUUGGGAAACUGUGGCCGUUGUCUCCUUUGGAUAUGGCUGCGGAAGGGAUGGCUGGCCAGGCGUUUACACGUCCGUAUCUCAUUAUAUUGAUUGGAUAAGAGACGUGAUGGCAUCAUCUAAUGUAUAGACAAGGUUUAGGUUACAAUUGUAAUUCUAGGAUUUUUACUAUUGCCAUAAUUUACGUUGCCAGUUUGUCUUAAAAAUUAAUUACUUACAAACUUCCCUCAUUCCGAAGUAGUUUUUUUUAAAAAUCUAGUAUCUAGUUCUAAUAUAUGUAUUAGUGCGAUACCAGAUACGCAAAAAACUUACUGAGAACGGAAGAUAUUAUUAUGAAAUUCCCAUCAGGGUUUUUACAACUAUUUGGGAAGACCAUCUUAACACAAUUGUGAGAGAUUAAAUAUAUUUAUGUGUGAUAAUAGUGAAAAUGUAAAUAAUAUUAUGAUUUAAGAUACUCUCAGUGUUUGUUAAAAAAAUAGACUGGAAUAAAAUAUGCAUUUUCUAUGA
Molecule: messenger RNA, 1707 nt
Organism: Maniola jurtina (meadow brown)
Lineage: Eukaryota; Metazoa; Arthropoda; Insecta; Lepidoptera; Nymphalidae
Product: phenoloxidase-activating enzyme 1-like
Exons: 7
Coding region: 176-1330 (384 amino acids)
Biological process (GO): proteolysis
Molecular function (GO): serine-type endopeptidase activity
Source: RefSeq, a predicted model, not a curated record